AUGUCCAACAGCAGCUCCAUCACCCAGUUCCUCCUCCUGGCAUUCGCAGACACACGGGAGCUGCAGCUCUUGCACUUCUGGCUCUUCCUGGGCAUCUACCUGGCUGCCCUCCUGGGCAACGGCCUCAUCAUCGCCACCAUCAUCUGUAACCACCACCUCCACACCCCCAUGUACUUCUUCCUCCUCAACCUCUCCCUCCUCGACCUGGGCUCCAUCUCCACCACUGUCCCCAAAUCCAUGGCCAAUUCCCUCUGGGACACCAAGGCCAUUUCCUAUGCAGGAUGUGUUGCACAAUUCUUCCUCUUUGUCCUUCUCAUUUCAGCAGAGUAUUCUCUUCUCACCAUCAUGUCCUACGACCGCUACGUUGCCAUCUGCAAACCCCUGCACUACGGGACCCUCCUGGGCAGCAGAGCUUGUGUCCACAUGGCAGCAGCUGCCUGGGGCGCUGGGUUUCUCAAUGCUCUGCUGCACACGGCCAAUACAUUUUCCCUGCCCCUCUGCCAGGGCAAUGCUGUGCACCAGUUCUUCUGUGAAAUCCCCCAGAUCCUCAAGCUCUCCUGCUCACACUCCUACCUCAGGGAAGCCGGGCUUAUUGUGUUAAGUGCUUGUUUAGUGUUUGGCUGUUUUGUUUUCAUUGUGGUGUCCUAUGUGCAGAUCUUCAGGGCUGUGUUGAGGAUCCCCUCUGAGCAGGGACGGCACAAAGCCUUUUCCACGUGCCUCCCUCACCUGGCCGUGGUCUUCCUGUUUGUCAGCACCGGCACUUUUGCUGACCUGAAGCCCCCAUUCCCCUUCUUCCAGUCACCAGGGACUUCUCCUGACUGCCAUGGCUUUUCAGCUAUCAUGGAGAGUGGCUUGGCAACCACAUCUGCCAAUUCCCUCAGGACUCUGGGAUGCAUCUCAUCACGUCCCAUAGACUUAUAGAUGUUCAGGUUCCUCGGGGGGUCACGAACCUGAUCCUCCUCUACUGUGGGAGAGGGU
Cuculus canorus (common cuckoo) is the source of this 978-nucleotide messenger RNA. RefSeq names its product olfactory receptor 14A16-like. Gene Ontology annotation, molecular function: olfactory receptor activity; G protein-coupled receptor activity. Lineage: Eukaryota; Metazoa; Chordata; Aves; Cuculiformes; Cuculidae. Gene Ontology annotation, cellular component: membrane. The transcript has 2 exons. Bases 1 to 921 code for a protein of 306 amino acids. Gene Ontology annotation, biological process: G protein-coupled receptor signaling pathway. The record is from RefSeq and is a predicted model, not a curated record.